Messenger RNA from Peniophora sp. CBMAI 1063, 4503 nucleotides. The record is from the annotation of a GenBank genome assembly. Lineage: Eukaryota; Fungi; Basidiomycota; Agaricomycetes; Russulales; Peniophoraceae.
AUGGUCCCCGAGGGCUCCUCCGAGCCAACAGCCUCUGGCGGCGCUGGGACCCAUGAAAUCCGGGACGAGUCUGCGCUCGACACCACUCACGAAGAGGUCGCAUCGUCCCCGCCGAUCGCCUUCCGCCCGGUCAAGCGCGCUCGCGCCGGUUCGAGCACCUCCCAUGUGGACAUUGGCCACUUUGAUCCGCAUGGCGUCGAACAGCUUCGCACGACGAUGAGCCGCACCAGCAAUCUCUCUGGCGCCCAAAAUCAUACUGCGGACGCAGAGAAAGGCAAUGGCCGCUCCUCUUCGGGCGUGUCUGAGCACACCCUUAUCGACUUUAUGCCUUCCGCGGAUGGCCCAUUCGAUUUUGAGAAGACGCUCCGUGCGGUUCUUCGCAAGGUUGAUGAGCACGGCAUCCAAAGGCGCGAGCUUGGUGUUCUGUUUGAGGACCUCCGCGUGAUCGGACUGGGUGCUACCGCCAACUAUCAGGAUACGCUCGGAUCGAUGCUCAACCCGAUGAACAUCCUGGCGGGCAUCAAGAAGUCGCGCAACCCUCCCGUCCGUGACAUCCUAUCCGGUUUCGAGGGCGUCGUAAAGCCAGGCGAAAUGCUCCUCGUUCUUGGCAGUCCCGGUUCCGGAUGCACCACUCUUCUCAAGACACUCUCGAACGAGCGCAAGGAGUACCACAAGAUCGAGGGCUCCGUCCACUACGACUCGUUCACGUCUGAGGAGAUCGAGAGGCACCACCGUGGCGAUGUCAUUUACUGCCAGGAGGACGACAUUCACUUCCCGACGCUCAAGGUCGACGAGACGCUUCGCUUCGCGGCCAAGAUGCGCACCCCGCAGAACCGCUUCCCCGGCACGUCUCGCGAGGAGCACGUCAGCCAGAUCACGGAGGUACUCGAGACCAUCUUUGGUCUUCGUCAUGUCAAGAACACGCCUGUCGGUGAUGCUGCAAUUCGCGGUGUGUCUGGCGGAGAGAAGAAGCGUGUCUCGAUCAGUGAAGUGCUCGCGCUUCGUGCCAAGAUCAACGCCUGGGACAACUCUACUCGCGGUCUCGAUGCUUCGACGGCGCUCGAAUUCGUCCGUGCUCUACGCAUUGCGACAGACGUGGCGCGCACCACGACCAUCGUCUCCAUCUACCAGGCUGGUGAACUGCUCUACGAGCUGUUCGACAAGGUCUGCGUGAUCUACGAGGGGCGCAUGGUCUACUACGGCCGUGCCGAGAAGGCGCGCCAGUACUUCAUUGACCUUGGCUUUGAGCCCGCCAACCGUCAAACGACGGCCGACUUCCUUGUCGCCGUCACGGACCCUUCGGCACGCAGCGUACGCCAGGGUUUCGAGGGCCGCACUCCGCGCACGGCUGCUGAGUUCGCCGAGAUCUUCGCUGCCAGCGAGCUGGGCAAGGAGAACCGUGCGGAUAUUCAGGAGUACAAGCACCAGUACAUCGACGCGCCCGACCGCAAGGAGGCCUAUCGCAUGAGUGCUCAUCAUGAGCACGCGAAGACCAGCAGCAAGAAGAGCGCGUACAUGAUCUCCAUCCCCAUGCAAGCGCGCGCGGUGAUGAUGCGCCGUAUUCAAAUCUUGCGCGGCAACUUGGCCACUGAGAUCAUCCAGAUCACGGUUUUCAUUCUCCAGGCUAUCAUCAACGGCACGGUCUUCUACCAGAUCCCGGACUCGACGUCGGCGUACUUCUCACGCGGCGGUGUACUCUUCUUCGCGCUUCUGUUCGCAGCCCUUACCGCCAUGUCCGAGAUCCCCGCACUGUUCGCCCAACGCCCUAUCGUGCUGAAGCACUUCCGCUCGGCAAUGUACCACCCGUUCAUCGAGGCCACGGCAUUGACGCUCGUCGACAUCCCUAUCACGUUCAUCACGCUCAUUUUGUUCAGCAUCGUGCUUUACUUCCUUGUCGGUUUGCAAACUAGCGCUUCGCAGUUCUUUACCUUCUACCUCUUCAUCUUCACCAUGGCUCUGACCAUGAAGGCCUGGUUCCGUGCCGUCGCUGCUGCACUGGGCCAACCGGCGCCGGCUCAGACCGUCGCAGGUGUUCUCCUCCUCGGUCUUGUCCUAUACACCGGUUAUACCAUCCCACGUCCUUCCAUCAUCGGCGCUCUCCGGUGGAUCACGUACAUCAACCCCAUUCGCUACGGUUACGAGGGUAUCCUGACCAACGAGUUCCGUACGCUGGAUGGCACUUGUGCCAGCCUGAUUCCGUCCGGCCCGGGCUACGAGAACGUCAACAUCGCGAACCAGGUCUGCACCACGGUCGGCUCUCAGCCGGGUCAAAGCACGGUGAACGGCAACUCGUUCGUCGAGCUCUCCUAUUCCUACUCGUGGUCCAACGCUUGGCGCAACUACGGCAUAAUCGUCGCCUUCGGCAUUGCUUUCCUCGCAGUCUUGCUCAUCUUCACCGAACUCAACACCUCCAGCUCGACCGAGUACUCUACGCUCUUGUUCAAGCGCGGCGCGAAGGCGCAGGUUCUGGAGGAGGCUCAGGCCGAGACCGGCGAGAACGAUACCGAGAAGGGCGCCGCAAACCCGAACGCUCGCGUUGCCGCCGAGGCUCAGAUUGAGGAGGAGGCGCUUAAUGAGACCCAGGCUAUGCACGACGUCUUUACGUGGCAACAUAUCGAGUACGACGUACCGGUCGGUGGCGGCAAGACGCGGCGCCUAUUGGACGACAUCAGCGGCUACGUCGCGCCCGGCAGGCUCACAGCGCUUAUGGGUGAAUCCGGUGCCGGCAAGACGACCCUCCUCAAUGUUCUCGCUCAGCGUCAGACGUCCGGCGUCGUCCACGGCGAUCGCCUGGUUAACGGCCACCCGCUUCCUCCUGACUUCCAGGCUCAAACCGGUUACUGCCAGCAGAUGGACACGCAUCUUGCGGAAACGACCGUGCGCGAGGCGCUUCUGUUCUCGGCCAAGCUUCGUCAACCUCCCGAGGUUCCGGACAGUGAGAAGGAGGCUUACGUCGAGACGGUCUUGAAGAUGUGCGGCCUUGAGGACUUCGCGGACGCCAUCGUCGGCUCACUCGGUGUGGAGCACAAGAAGCGUACUACUAUCGGUGUCGAACUUGCUGCUAAACCCAAGCUCCUGCUCUUCCUUGACGAGCCCACCUCCGGUCUCGACUCGCAGAGUGCAUGGGCGAUUGUCAAGUUCUUGCGUAACCUUGCAGACCACGGCCAAGCUAUUCUUUGCACUAUCCAUCAGCCUAGCGCAGAGCUCUUCCAGGUCUUCGACCGCCUGCUCCUGCUCAAGAAGGGUGGUCAGACGGUCUACUUCGGCGAUAUCGGACAUGAAGCGCGCACUCUUAUCGACUACUUCCAAGGCCAGGGUGCCGCUCCCAUCCCACCGAACGCGAACCCGGCGGAGUACAUCUUGGACGUCAUUGGCGCUGGCGCGACCGCACAGGCAGACCGCGACUGGCACGAGACCUGGCAGAACAGCGCCGAGGCCCAGAAGACGGACGUUCAGCUUGCACGGAUUCUCGAGGACGGCCGAAAGAAGGGUGCUGUCGAUGCCAGUCUGCGCCACGAGUUCAGCACCAGCUGGGUGUACCAGGUCAAGACCCUCUUCGUGCGCGACAUCAACAGGCACUGGCGUGACCCUACGUACCUCAUUGCCAAGUUCGCUCUCAACAUCGUCGGCGCUCUCUUCAUCGGCUUCACGUUCUUCAAGGCCAAGGGCACAAUCCAAGGCACGCAGAACAAGAUCUUCGCGGUCUUCAUGUCCACGAUCUUGUCCGCCCCGCUGUCCAACCAAAUCCAAGUUCCGUUCAUCACGACACGCAAGGUGUACGAGGUCCGCGAGCGCCCAAGCCGCAUGUACAGCUGGACUGCGCUUGUCACCUCCCAGAUCCUCGGCGAACUUCCGUUCAAUGUUCUCGGCAGCAGCAUCUACUUCCUCGUCUGGUACUGGCUCGUAGGCUUCGACUCGAGCCGCGCCGGAUACACAUACCUGAUGAUCGGUGUCGUCUAUCCGUUCUACUACACGACGAUCGCACAGGCCGUUGCCGCCAUGGCGCCGAAUCCGGAGAUUGCGGCGUUGCUGUUCAGCUUCCUGUUCUCCUUUGUCGUCACCUUCAACGGUGUGCUGCAGCCCUUCCGCCAACUCGGCUGGUGGCGCUGGAUGUACCGUCUCUCGCCGUACACCUACCUCAUCGAGGGUCUCAUCGGCCAGGCUGUCGGUCGUCAUCAAGUGCAGUGCUCGCCCGUCGAGAUCGUUCAGCUCAUCCCGCCCAGUGGGCAGACGUGCGGCAACUACAUGAACACGUACAUCCAGAACGCUGGUGGCUAUCUCCUGAACGCCGAUGCGACGGACUCGUGCAACUUCUGCUACAUCUCUGACACCGAUACGUUCUUGUUCUCGAGCUUCAACAUCCAGUACUCGCACCACUGGCGCAACUUCGGUCUCAUGUGGGCGUAUGUCCUCUUCAACGUCGCUUGGAUCUUUGCCGCCACCUGGCUUUUCCGUGUUGGCGGCCUCUCCUCCCUUAAGAACAAGCUUGUCCGUCGCAAAUAG